This is a messenger RNA of Macrobrachium nipponense, 561 nucleotides long. RefSeq lists its product as uncharacterized. The record is from RefSeq and is a predicted model, not a curated record. Bases 1 to 561 code for a protein of 186 amino acids. The transcript is spliced from 4 exons. Lineage: Eukaryota; Metazoa; Arthropoda; Malacostraca; Decapoda; Palaemonidae.
AUGCGUCCAUACAAUAUUGAGAGUAUUGCAAAAGGUGGAUUCUUCGUUGAAGUUGGUGCCGCCGAUGGAGAGAGCCUAAGUAACUCGAUCUUCUUCGAAAGGCAACUUGGGUGGAGGGGUCUGCUGAUCGAGGCAACUCCAGGUUAUUUUGAAGCUCUGAAGAACAAAAAGAGAAAUGCCUACAUCAUUCACGCUGCUCUUUCUGUGAACAAUUAUGCUUCAGAAGUCACCUUCCAGGCUAAUUUAGGAUAUGGCAGCAAGUUGGACAACACUGGUGUCAAGGUGAAGGGAAUUCCCCUUUCCUCUAUUCUUCGAGCAUUGGACGUCAAAAUAGUCGAUUUCAUGUCUCUGGAUAUUGAGUUUUUCGAAGUUAAGGUGCUGAAGACAGUUCCAUGGGAUAAGAUAAAGUUUAGGCUCAUGUGCAUCGAGGUAGCCCACAUCCCAGAAGGCAAAGAGUUCCUACAGGAAAAGGGAUACAAAUUCUUAGGAUAUGGUUACUUAGACAUUGAUGCUUGGUAUGCGUUACCGGAGCUUCUGAGCACAAAUGUAAAUCCUUUGUAA